AUGUUCAAGACGCCACGACUCAUGGCUACGCGAUUUGUUUCUUGCUUUCGAAGCGAUAAAUUUAUGAAAAUGAUGAAUCGGAAUGGUAUCAGAUAUUUUCACUUUUCCUCCUCUUCACUCACAACAAACCUCAAGUCUCAUGUUUUUAUCGGAGAUCAAAAAGUACCAGUUUUCUUGGCAAAGGGGUUGGAAUCAAGUAUUGAUAUUGAUCGAGUCAUUAAUUAUUCUCCAUUUAAAUCGUGGCUUACAAAUAUUCAGAAUGUAAUGAAUGAAAAUCAAGAAAAGAGUUUAAAUUCAAAUACCUAUCACUGGAAAGAGUUAUUAUUUGAGGGUAUUGAAAUUCAAUCUGUUGAUAUAUUCGGAUCAAGAAAUAUCAUUGGAUUUGUUAAAUUUAAAGUUAAUGUCACUGUAAAAACUGACAAGGAUGAAAUUAAAAAACUACCCGGAAUUGUUUUUGCAAGAGGAGGCUCUGUUGGAAUUUUGAUUGUCUUGCAAUGCAUUGAGGAUGGCAAGGAAUACUUGCUAUUAGUUCAACAGCCACGAAUUGCUAUUGGUAAUUUACAUUCAUUAGAAAUUCCAGCAGGAUCCAUGGAUGACAAUGGUAAUUUCUCGGGAGUUGCUGCGAAAGAAGUUAAAGAAGAAACUGGAAUUGAAAUUAAGGACGCAGAGCUGAUUGAUCUUACUGAAUAUUGUCUUGAAUCAAAGUUUUCAGGACAUUAUAUGAGUCCAGGAGCUUCAGAUGAAGUUAUGAGAUUUUUCUUGCACAAAACACAAAUGACACGAGUCCAGAUUAAUGCUUUAAAGGAAAAGAUGGCAGGAUCUGAAUAUGAAAAUGAGAUAAUACUUCUUAAAGUAUUAUCUAUUGAGGAGGCUGUGAAAACUUCACCAGAUGCUAAAUUAUUGGUUGCUCUUUUCAUGUACAACUUGUACUUGAACAAGAGCAAGAUAUAG
Molecule: messenger RNA, 951 nt
Organism: Naegleria lovaniensis
Lineage: Eukaryota; Heterolobosea; Eutetramitea; Acrasida; Naegleriidae
Exons: 3
Coding region: 1-951 (316 amino acids)
Biological process (GO): ribose phosphate metabolic process; nucleoside phosphate metabolic process
Molecular function (GO): ADP-glucose pyrophosphatase activity; ADP-ribose pyrophosphatase activity
Source: RefSeq, a predicted model, not a curated record